AUGUCGGGGGUUCUCCCCGACGCCACCAUCGAUGCCAAUGAGCGAGUUGACCCCAAAGGGCACCCACCGGACGGUUUGGAUUGCAAUCUUCCUCCAUUGCAAAAGGCUAACCCUCCUUUAUUGACGGAUUACCAGUCUUUGAAGCAUUCUCGAGUUCGUGAUAGCUAUGUUGUGUAUGAAACCUCUGAUCAAGGGUUUGCUGACCAGUCCAAAAGUGAUGCGCCGUCACCACGGAGAUGUUUUCGGGAUAUGCUCAAUUUGAAUCAACCUCAUGUUGAGAUGAACUCCGAUGAUGGGGAAGGAGGCGACUUGGAUAACGAAGUGACUGUUGACUUUGAUCGGCCAGUACCAGAUGUGAAAAUCAGAGACAGCUUGUAUGCCUCAAUGGUUCAAUCAUGGAAGAAUAUUGUUGUGGUGAAAGUGAUGGGUAUUACACUAACGCCUCAACUUCUAUAUUCCAAAUUGACGGCCCUAUGGCCAUUCAUGCAAGGUUGCCAUAUGAUCGAUCUGGAGAACGGGUUUUUUCAGAUACGUUUCAAACAAAUGAUGAUGCAGUCAAAGUAUUGGUGGGAGGCCCUUGGGUAUGGACAUGUUGUUGCUGGUUGUCCAGAUCGACCUAGCAAAGGGGAAGGGUCAAGUGGUGAUGGAUCACCUGGGAAGAAUGGAAAAGAUGGUAAUGGGAAAAACUCUAAUGUGGUGGUUGAUACGAUUGGGAAUGCGAAUGAACGUCAUCAUGAAAUGGUUGAAGAAGAGAGAUUGUAUGGACCUUGGCUGUUGGCUAAGACUGCAAGCAGGCCUUCUUCAUGGCGAAAUAAGAGUGUGGCUUAUGCGAAUCAAAAGAAAAAGGGUACUGACCCGCCUUCAGGCUCUCGCUUUAACACAUUGAGUUCGCUGCAUAAGGUUGAGGAGGGGAAUAACUCUGAGUCUCUUGCCAUUGGGAUGAGGGGAAGCACUCAGUUUCAGUUUGUUUCGAACUCGAGAGGGAAUAAAAAUGGGGGAGCUAGGGAAGCGAGGAGAGCAGGGAAGGUAGUAAAAGGAGAUGAAUGGCGGACUGUAGAGGAGGCACGUUCUGGGAAUAAGAAAGAGAAUACUAACCAUAACACAGGGGUUGCAUCCCAAGGGAAUGAGUCAGCUAGAGCUGCAUUUCAUGAGGGGGAUAAGAAUGGUUCAGGCUCGAAGAAAUAUGGGAAGCCGGUGGAGACUCGGAGGGGAUCUUUGAGAGGGAAUAAGGGUGUUGAUGGGGGUGAUAUUGAUGCUGGGGUUAACUCGGUUUCGAACAAGACUGUGGUUGUUCAUGCGACAACGGGUUUGGACCCUUUGAAGCAUCAAGUUGUCCAUGUGUUGGAGAGUCCAGGUCGCCAUGAUAAUAAUGCGUCUGGACCCGAUCCUGUAAACAUAGAUGGUGAUGAUGACAUGACGAUUGAGAUCAAUCCUCCUGCAGAUGUUGUGCCGAUGCCGGACUAUUCUGCUUUAGGUGGAUUGAACGAUGAUGAUGCUAUGAUUGAAGAGAGUUCUGAAAUGGACUCUCUCGUUCCUGGGUUUGCAAGGUCUUUUCAAAUUGAAGCAGUGGGGUUUUCAGGUGGAAUUUGGUUAUUGUGGAAGGAGAGGGUCGUUGUCAGGGUAAUACGGUGCCAUAAGCAGUUUCUUCAUGUGGCGGUUACAGUGGAUAAUGUGGCUUUCUUAUUGACGGUAGUUUAUGCUAGCCCAAACCCUCGUGUUCGAAGGGAGCUAUGGCGUGGGUUGGAGGGACUGGUAGCUACAAUAGAUGAGCCUUGGGUUUUUGGGGGUGACUUCAACUGUCUUUUGCAGUAUUCGAAGAAGCAAGGUAGUUCUAGACGCAGUAUAAAUAUAAGUGAUGAAUUUGCCCAAUUGAUCUUCAACUAUGAGUUGCAAGAAUUACGUACAGAUGGUCAUCCUUUUACCUGGGUGUGUAAUAAUAGUGGCUUGACAGAGAAGUUAGAUCGUUUUGUUGGCAAUUUGAAGUGGGCAAAUUUGUUCAGUGAAAGUUUGGUUUGUUUAUUACCCCGAAUGCAAUCAGAUCAUUUUCCCUUGCUUCUAAGAUGUCGGAGGAAUAAUGGGGUGCAGCAACGAACGAAACCCUUUAGGUUCUUAGCUUCAUGGCUUCUUCAUGAGGGUUUUCAUGGGUUGGUGGAGAAUGCUUGGGAGGCCAGUAAUGGUUAUGAGGAUGCGGCAAGGACAGAGAAUCUAUGGAUGAAGCUGGUUAAUGUACAAUCUUGUUCCUCUUUUUUCUCUAUGAGCUUGGAGGAUUGGUUGUGUACGAAUUUGGAUGGUGGUUUAAUGAUGGAUCGGGAUAACUGGCAAGUUGUGUUUGGAAUUACUGUGUGGCAGGCUUGGCAGUGGAGAAACAGGACAGUUUUUAACAGUACAAAUGCAUCUUUGAAUCAGAAGCUAUCCGAAGUUGAUUCCUUUGUUGAGGGAGUGGCGUCGACAGUGUGUUGUGAGCGGAAGCUGGGUUUUAUGGGCAGGACGAAGGAGCAUUGUUGGCUAAGGUGGUUAUUUCCGCCAGAGAAUUGGUUGAAAUUGAAUACAGAUGGUUUCUUUAAUCCUUAUACGGGCAUGGCAAGCUCGGGUGGACUUUUGAGGGACCAUAUGGGUCGUUGGUGUGGUGGUUUUGUCAUGAACAUUGGCUUUGCCUCCAUUACCGGGGCGAAACUAUGGGGACUAUUUCAAGGGUUACAACAAAAUUGGACAUUGGGUUUUCGACAGAUCAUUGCCGAAGUUGACAUUGCGAGUGUGGUUAAAAUGGUUGAAGGCACUAAAGAAAUUGUUGAAGUGCACAAAAGUUUAGUGUUGGCUAUUCGGGAAUUAAUGAGAAGAGACUGGAACAUAGUGUUGGAUCAUGUCCAUCAGGAGCGAAAUUUUGCAGCAGACUCUUUAGCAAGCCUAGCUAUGUCAUGUCCGGGAGGUUUCUCAUGGCUGGAGGAACCACCGAUUUGUGUCAAGACUUGGUUACAACAUGAUAUUGUUGGUAUCUCAUACAACUUUAUGUAA
Molecule: messenger RNA, 3012 nt
Organism: Oldenlandia corymbosa var. corymbosa
Lineage: Eukaryota; Viridiplantae; Streptophyta; Magnoliopsida; Gentianales; Rubiaceae
Source: the annotation of a GenBank genome assembly